Messenger RNA from Spinacia oleracea (spinach), 854 nucleotides. RefSeq lists its product as uncharacterized. The coding region runs from base 158 to 487 and encodes 109 amino acids. NCBI's taxonomy places the organism in Eukaryota, Viridiplantae, Streptophyta, Magnoliopsida, Caryophyllales, Amaranthaceae. The transcript is spliced from 2 exons. The record is from RefSeq and is a predicted model, not a curated record.
AAGUGGUCGGCCGACGAGUAUGGGAGAUCCAGGAGCAGCUAAGGCGGGACAAGCUCCGGCAGCGGCGGCGAAGGGAGUGAAGGCUAGGAGAGGUAAAACGGCUUCGGUGGUGGCGAGGAAAACGCCGGCAAAUCGCAAGGGACCAUGAGGGCUUGGGAUGGACGAGGUGUCGGAGGAAAAGGGGGGUAAGGUUGCGCAGGAUAAGGCUGAUGAGGAUGACCAUGAUACGGCGGAGGAGGAGGUGGUUGGGGUGGUGGUGGGCCCCACUGAUUCUGCUGUGGAGGAGAAGGAGGAUGGGAGGGAGAGUGAGAAGGUUGGUAUUGGAAUUGGCCGGAAAACCACGAGUUUGUUGGUGGUGGAGGAGGGGGAGGCUGACUGUGGGGAGGAUAAUGUGAAUCCCCUGCCAUCAGCGGCGACGCUUGAGGUGGGUGGAGGUCUCAUACAGUGGAAGUUCAAUAUAUGUUUCUUGAUGGUUAAGCUUCAUUAAUGGAGUGCGUGCACCUUCGUUUUGUCUUUUCAGAGGGUAUUAUUUUAAGGUUUUAAGGAACUUGCUUUUAUAUAGGAGGAAAAUUAAGGAGGGAAAUGGAUGGAAAUAAGAAAAUUCCGCCUCACGUGACCGGCACAUGGCAAGUAAAACUGGAAAUUGUUGGGUCAACGCCUGAAAACCCAUUUAGGUUGUCUUUCGCAAAUUUAAUUUAGUUUAAGGUCUGUUUUCGCAAUUUUUUUUUUAAAAGGUUGUCUUUUACAAAAAAAUGGUUAUAAAAGGUUGUCUUUAGCAAAUUUUCCUAAUUUAAGUGGUUAAUCAUUUGUAAAGUGUUGCAACAGUGUUUGCAUAUAAAAUAACAUUUUUAAAA